Molecule: messenger RNA, 2466 nt
Organism: Paramacrobiotus metropolitanus
Lineage: Eukaryota; Metazoa; Tardigrada; Eutardigrada; Parachela; Macrobiotidae
Product: leukocyte elastase inhibitor-like
Exons: 3
Coding region: 374-1600 (408 amino acids)
Molecular function (GO): serine-type endopeptidase inhibitor activity
Source: RefSeq, a predicted model, not a curated record
GCUGCCACCUUUUACACCCUGCCCUGCCAGUCAGAUCGGCGACACGCGUGCCGCACACCAGCUCGCUGAGGCAUACACACAAGCCAAUUUUCGGGCGCGUUAUGCGUAAUUGUGUGUACUCGUAGAUACUUAGCUGUAUGGCUUAACGUGUACUCUGUAUCUGUCGAAGUGCGGCUUGCUUGUGUGAGCAAGAAAACGCGCAUGGCACAGUAGUGCAUGGAAAAUAUGCAACUUUUAUCGAUCCCUUCAUUCACUUCAGCAAAUGGAGCAUUAUUUUCCUGUGUAGUCGCCAGUUGGCUCGUUCGCUUGAUGAAAACAAUCACUUCAUUAGUCAUUUUGAUUUCGUCAUGUUGUAGAUAAUUAAAAGUUCGGAAUGGAUCCCCUCCCGCCGUCAUUUUCGGAUCGGUGUCUGGAUUUCUGUAUGAAGUUUUACAACCACAUAGCAGACCGCGGGUGUUACAGCUCAGCAGCGGGCAAUCUAUUAUUUUCUCCAUUAUGUGCGGAAGUCGCUCUGUCGAUGGCAUGUCUUGGUGCGAGAGGUAUCACGCGAGAAGAAAUUCUUUCCGUGCUGGAACGACAAAAAGGCUCAGCACUGGACGCCACGCAUCAAACCCUGAUGCAUCUGAAGCAGAACGAGGAACUUCUCCGAUCAGAUUAUAUUCGCCCAGCUGUCAACUACAAGCUCUUCCUUUCCUCGGGACUGUUUGUCGCAGAGCAGUAUCCGAUCAAAGAAUGUUUCGUCGACGAAGCGAAGCGGCUAUUCGAUGCAGUCUGUCGUAGUGUUCAGUUUGCAGAACACCCUGACGAAGCGGCAUUAGUAAUAAAUGGAUUUGUUAAUGAGCAAACAUGUGGAACCAUCGAUAAUCUGAUAGCAGCCGCCGAUUUCUCCCGCUUUACUCGAAUGGUUUCGGUAAAUGCUUUAUACUUCAAAGCGAAUUGGCACCACCAGUUUUUGGAGGAGAAUACCACGAAAAAGCCGUUUAUGACGGCGCGUGGUGACACAGUGAUGGUGGAGACAAUGCACGCCACCAUGCCGUGCCAGUAUUACAAGAGCAAAGAAUUAAACGGAGCCAAGUUCUUGCAAGUACCCUAUGUCGAAGAAUGUUGCCAUGCUUACUUUAUUCUGCCGGGAAAGAAGAAACGAUUUUCCCGGGGGUCAUCCAGUUCAUCUCUAACCAAUUUGCAACGCUCUCUGACUCCGGCAAAAUUGCAAAACGCAAUGCAAAGCUUGCGGCCGGUCUGGUAUGGAACCAUCCAGCUACCCAAGUUUUGUAUACAAGAGGGUGUCAACAUGGAGAGCAUGCUGCAGGACCUCGGUAUGACAGCAGCCUUUGAAAAAGAUCUAGCGGAUUUUACGGGGAUAUCGGAUAGCAAUCUGUACAUCAGCAAGACUAUGCAAAAGUCUUAUAUCAAUGUCAAUGAAAAAGGAACGGAAGCGUCCGCAGCAGUGCAGAUGACCUUUGUGGACGCUUGUUUACCUCCCGAUACCAAGUGUAAAUUCAUUGCUGACCGGCCGUUUAUGUUCAUGAUACGCCACGAGGCCAGCGACGCUGUGCUCUUUAUUGGACACGUUGCUGAUCCGUCGGACUACAAAUCCUAAAUUUGGUUGAGGUGUCCCCCGGGCGAAAUCAUUGGCUCCUUCUGCCUUCUUGGCUUCCAGAUCUUCGACCCAUGAGCAGUGUUGAUUGCUGGCGGACAGAACGAAGAAUACGGGCAGCGUGUGCAAAAUACACGGGAGCACGGUUAAAUGCUUUGCCUGCAAAACAUAUUUGGAAACUGGUUGGACGAUCAGUCCUUUCGCAAAGCUGUUGGCUUAGCUGGGCGUUAACAUCGUUGAGGCUCAUGCCUGUGUGAGAUGUGGAAAGGGCACUAAAAAAUCCUUAAUGCCUUUAUGGGUUGUAAUGUAAAAAGAGCAGCGGCAGAAAAGAGCGCCAUAACGUGAUAAACGAUAUUGUCCUACGAACACUGUGUAACGCUGGCACUGAAUUUUAUCCGGAGCAUGUUGGCUUUGACCGCACCGGCGGGGCGCCCGGGCGGAGCGACACGAUGGAAGUAAUUGGUUUGGGAUGCUACGUGUCGUGAUACCACCAUUCGAGCGACUUCGAAGAAUGCAGACGCGGCAGCCGAACAAGCGUUUUUGGAAAGAACAAGAAAUAUACGGCACGUCUUUUGUUAAUCGUUGUUAUUUUGUUCCUUUGGCUUGUGAGUUGUAAGACGUUUGGUGUUUGGUGCAACGGAUAUGUUGAUCUGUUGAAGGAAAUCGGCAGAAAACUGUAUAAUCUAACGGGAGAAAGCUGCUCCAUCGGUUUUCUUAUCCAACGAUUAGGUCUUGAAAUUCAACGCGGUAAUGCUUAGAGCGUUUCGGGAACAGUUCCGUCGCAUUUUAAUUGGAAAGGAUUCUUCAGUUAGAUCAUGUGAACGCAAGGCUUUCCCGUUUGUCAAACAUAUUGAUUAAAGUUAUCGUUA